AUGUAUACGCAACUGAAGGUAAUUCAGCUGUUAAGCAGUUUAGUAGAGCGGAUGGAUUGCCCGGAAGCAUUAUUGGGUCGACCGGCGAGCCCGAAAUCGAGUCUGUCUAAGUCAACUCUGGGUAAUCGAAAGGCGCUGAUGAGCUUGGAGCCUGGUGGUGGAAAAUCUCAACGUGGUGGGGUUGUCAAUCGGACCUGGAAGCGAUCGGUAGGAUGA
Molecule: messenger RNA, 216 nt
Organism: Plasmopara halstedii
Lineage: Eukaryota; Oomycota; Peronosporomycetes; Peronosporales; Peronosporaceae
Exons: 2
Coding region: 1-216 (71 amino acids)
Source: RefSeq, a predicted model, not a curated record